Chara braunii is the source of this 3454-nucleotide messenger RNA. NCBI's taxonomy places the organism in Eukaryota, Viridiplantae, Streptophyta, Charophyceae, Charales, Characeae. The record is from the annotation of a GenBank genome assembly.
CGUAGCCGCACUGGCUUUACUUGUGCAAGUUAAUAUCUGUUUCAAGGGAAAAGAGUGCCGACUUCACCGGCAGCAAUGAGCUCGUUUGCCAUUUCGCAACUCUCGGCCUUGCAUUCACAAGCACAAGUUCGCCUUCUGUCUCGUCAUUGGGACCUGGAGUGCGCCUGGUGCGCUCUGAGCAGGCGAAGAGCAAGCAAAGAGUUUUUUUUCCGACAACAAAGACCAAGUUGCACAGGGGUAAAGGAAAAGGCUUCCACUUUCGAUAGCUUUGCGACAUUGCGUGCAUCGUCGUCUUCGUCUUCCAGUUUGCAAACCCUGACUGGCGCCGCUGCUGAAGCUCUUGUUGCGGCACCCUCCCCUUUAAAAGUGCAGUUGCCGGUAUCCUGUAUAGAACCAUUCUUACCACCCCCUGACUCUCAGAAGGAUGCCUCAGGAAUAGAGUCCCUAGUUUCCACAGCUAGCUUGGCUUCUUCCCCUCCAUCGUCGCCUUAUGGGCCUUCUCCUGAGUGGAUUGCUCGACCGCACAUCUUGUACCCUAUUGAGGACUAUGACGAUCAUAACAUGGAGGCGGCUCCGUGGGAGCGGCUCACGGAUCACGUGAAGAGGAAGAGGAUGGGUGUCAGCGUCGAAGCAAGGAAGAAGAUUUCCAUGCUUGCAAGGAAGAACAGAUGGAAGAGACGUGUCGCCGCGGCCAUGCAAGCAUACCCUGCUGUAACUUCGUCCUUACUGGAGGAGAUUUCCACCCCUGCGGCCGCUGCCAUGGCUGCCGAUAUUGCCUUAGCCAGAGGUAUUGUGGGCAAGUUGCCCAAGAAAAGGAGGAGCAAGAAGGACGCCAAACUGGAAACCCCAAAGGAAGCUAUGGCACGAAGUAGAAGGGAGAAGAGAGAGCUAAAGAAGGUUGCUCAGGAGGUGGUAGCUAGUCGAGAGGAGCUGCUGCGGGGGCUGGCGAUGCUUACUGCAUCUGUCCCUGUCUGGACUUGCCGAUGGUGCAAAGACGUGCACAUAGGACCUGAAGGGCAUGGAAUCAGAACGUGUCACGGCACAGGAAGUGACCUGAGGAAAGGUAGGCAUGUCUGGGUGAAGGGACAUGUUUCAGAUGUGUACAGUGAGAAAGUGACUUAUCAUCUUUAUGAUCGAAAUGCUGAUCCCCCGACUCAUCGACUCAAGCAUCUGUGGUAUCGAGUUUCUGUGGUCUUAGAGCUUUGCGCGCAAGCAGGCAUAGAUCUCCCAGGUCUAGAGAUGGUUCGCAAGGAGGAGGAGGAGGAGGAGCAAGAGGACGAAGACGAGCAAGAGGAGACGAUUGGGACGUCAGCAGGAGGAAACGAUGAAGUACUUAAGAACGGCGAAGUUGGGGGAGAGACAAUGGCUUCAGAAGCAUUGAGUUUGGAGGACAAGAAGUCGGAGGAGGGUCAUAAAGUGGAAGACAAAGCAGUUUCGGGACCAGAUACAGGAAAUUCUGCAGCCCGGGAUGAUGCAUAUCAGGUGCAGCUCACCGUUUGGAAGCAAAAGAGGGGUCGAAAGAGAGGCUAUUAUGAAGGGUCUCGACAGCAAUCCGCACCCCCUGCCAGGACUCCGGCUGGUAACGUAGCAGAGCUAGCACAGAAGACCUUGGAUGCGUAUGUCAAGAUGAGGCAUGGGCUCCAGCUUCUGAUGCAGAAGUACAGGGUAUGUACUUGUGGCUAUUGCCCGGAGGUGCAUGCAGGCCCAAGGGGUCAUCGAAUAAAAAAUUGUGGAGGACCCAAGCAUCAGCACAGGGGUGGCAUGCAUGGGUGGAUGACGGCGGAGAUAGAGGACUUCUUGCCACCCAACUAUGUUUUCCACGUCCGUUCACCGGAUCACUCCCUAGUUAAUGGCCUUCGUAAAUUCUAUGGCAUGGCUCCUUCAGUAGUGGAGCUUUGCUGCCAGGCGGGGGCAGCUGUGCCAGAAGAAUUCAAGCUUGGCAUGAGACUCGACGUGGUUAUUCCUGAGCUAUCUGAGGCGUUCAUUGCAGUUUAGAAUUGAUUGAUUGAUACUCUUCACUUCCCUACCAGUUUACUACUAGUAUGAUUACAAGAUGCAGGUUCUCACUGCCCUGCCAGUUUUACUGUGGUGACAAGAUGCGGGUUGAUGUGAACAUGGUCAUAUGCCUUUGCAAUAGAGUCGUGGUAUGUUUAGUAUUUACUGACCUCCUUUAUGAAGCCGUCCAUUCUUUGUGUGCACUGUACAUUUAUUUGCGUAACUCCAUGCAGGUUCGGGUUCGUCUGUUGUCAUCAAUGCACUUGAGACAGGUUGCAGCAUGGAGCCUUACAAUGGCUGGGGCUCGCAGCUGUGGACAUCCCUGAACAUGUCUAUCUGAUUGUGACAGUAUCGCUUUCAGCAACUAGGAAGUGGGGAAGGUAUUUGAAUAGAAUUCAACGUGGGGAUGCAGAGGGGUUAAGAGAGAAAGGACGGCUGGUUUGUCUGUUGUGUGAAAAGUUGGGGGAAGCGGUCGCUGGAGAAGGAGAAACCAUCGACUGGAAGCGAUGGAUGGACUUGCAUGUGACGAACCGAGUUUGCAGUGUGAGCCUGAUCUGCAGCAGAAUGCGGAAGAGGUGGCGCGUGAAGCGGCGGUGCCCAUCCCUUCUCAGAGAUCUUUAUGCCUGCGUUGUCCGUCCAUGUACAUUAUUUUAAAGCUUCACAGUGAACAGCCUUUAGAUAAACGAGGAGGUUUGGGCAGCAAAUUCAAGAAAAUUGUGAGCUCAUUAUUGUUGUCGUCUCUGAAAAGCAGGGCCCGUCAGUGUGGACCUGAUGAAGCUAUCCCCGUUUUUGAGUUCGUGAUGUAUGAACCAGAAAGUCUGAAGGCCAUAAUUCGUUGUGCGAGGGAGGACGCAAGUACUAUCUGGGCAGCAGCAGCACUUGUAACUGUGUAUGACGGCAUGCGGGUGCGGCUGGAGGUUGUAGGUAUGUCUCCAUUCUUGGUGUCCUUAGCAAACGACACCCGUCGUUUCUGUCAAAGACUUGUCUCGCCGUAGAACUUUUGUCCGACUGGCAGACUUGUUCUGCUGCGUCUUCUGCUGAAGGCUGAGAGCGUAGCCGCCCACCCUGGUGAUUAGAGCAAGGGCUGGUCAUCGCAAUCAGAUCGCUUUGCCCUUUCUUUUUUUUUCUUUUUUUUUGUCUCCACGCUAGACUAUGAUCUGCUUGUGUCACCAUAGAACUUUUGUCCGACUGGCAGACUUGUUCUCCUGCGUUCUCAGCCUUCCACCUACCCUGGUGAUUAGAGCAAGGGCUGGUGAUCACAAUCCGAUUGCUUUGCACUUUCUUCUUCUUCUUCUUCUUCUUCUUCUUCUUCUUCUUCUUCUUCUUUUCACCCUAGGCUAUGAUCUACUGGGUGCAGGUCUUAUUACAUUGGAAUAGGAACCUAACCUUCCACACACAAGGAGGCUGUCAAAAACCCUUUGCGGUAGUGGCUGGGGCAGGAUAAACAGCAUGACUAGUC